AAUCACUCGUGUUCGGACCAGCAUGAAGAGAAGACCAAAAAGCGAAGGCAGCAUUGCCACGAGAGGCCGCGUGGCUACGACGACGACGCCGGCAAUCUUUCCGGUGACAACGCCGGUAUCCUCCUCGGCAACGAAGCCGGCAUCUUUCUCGGCGACGACGCCAGCAUCCUCCUCGGCAACGAAGCCAGCAUCUUUCCCGGCGACGACGCCGGCAUCCUCCUCGGCAACGAAGCCGGCAUCUUUCCCGGCGACGACGCCGGCAGCCUUCCUGGCGACGACGCCGGCAACGAUGCCAACAACCUUCCCGGCGACGAGGGCCGCAUCGGGAAGAAUAAAACAGGUAAAAUAGUUACACACGCAU
Messenger RNA from Formica exsecta, 361 nucleotides. RefSeq names its product probable GPI-anchored adhesin-like protein PGA18. The transcript is spliced from 2 exons. The coding region runs from base 23 to 349 and encodes 108 amino acids. The record is from RefSeq and is a predicted model, not a curated record. Lineage: Eukaryota; Metazoa; Arthropoda; Insecta; Hymenoptera; Formicidae.